This is a messenger RNA of Aureobasidium melanogenum CBS 110374, 831 nucleotides long. Its product is annotated as Nucleotidylyl transferase. The record is from RefSeq and is a predicted model, not a curated record. Gene Ontology annotation, molecular function: nicotinate-nucleotide adenylyltransferase activity; nicotinamide-nucleotide adenylyltransferase activity. Gene Ontology annotation, biological process: NAD+ biosynthetic process. NCBI's taxonomy places the organism in Eukaryota, Fungi, Ascomycota, Dothideomycetes, Dothideales, Saccotheciaceae. The transcript is spliced from 3 exons. Bases 1 to 831 code for a protein of 276 amino acids.
AUGUCUUCUGCACCUGCUGGAACCAUGACAAUGGACAACUACACAUUCCCUACCGAGCGCCUGCAAUCAGAACUGAGGGACCCUUCAAGGACACCACUAGUACUCGUGGCUUGCGGUUCCUUUAGCCCCAUCACCUUCCUGCAUCUGAGAAUGUUCGAAAUGGCCGCCGAUUACGCACGCUUCAACACAAAUUACGAGGUCGUUGGUGCCUACAUCAGUGCUGUUGGUGAUGCAUACAAGAAGAGUGGUCUUGUUAAGGCCGAACAUCGAAUUAACAUGUGCAGUCUUGCAGUUGAGCAAAGCAGCUGGAUCAGUGUGGACCCAUGGGAGGCUCUUCAUGAGGACUACCUUGAGACGGCAAAGGUGCUUGAUCACUUUGAGCACGAAAUUAACACAUCCCGUGGACCUUUCAAUACUCCGCAAGGUCCCAAGAAGGCCAGAAUUGCCCUGCUUGCUGGUGCAGAUCUGAUUCAAACAAUGUCAGCACCCGGUGUUUGGGCUCCCAAGGAUAUCGAUUACAUUCUGAGCAACUUUGGCGCCUUUAUUAUCGAGAGAGCGGGUACUGAUAUCGAUGAAGCCUUGUCAACAUUACAACAAUGGAAAGAAAACAUCCACGUUGUACAGCAGUUGGUGCAAAACGACAUUUCUAGCACAAAGAUCCGCCUGUUCCGCAAACGCGACAUGAGCAUCCGUUACUUAGUUCCUGAGCCCGUCGUAAAAUACAUCGAGGAGCAAGGGCUGUACGACGAGGAUGGUGCCAGCAGCACACACGAGGCACAAAACUCAAAGAAACCUGGCGAGAGCGCGGGCGCUCCAUCGCAAAACAUGUAA